Messenger RNA from Erigeron canadensis, 822 nucleotides. RefSeq lists its product as uncharacterized. Lineage: Eukaryota; Viridiplantae; Streptophyta; Magnoliopsida; Asterales; Asteraceae. The record is from RefSeq and is a predicted model, not a curated record. The transcript has a single exon. Bases 130 to 663 code for a protein of 177 amino acids.
GCUUCAAAUUAUCCCAUUUUCCAUAGUAUUAUAAUGCCCAACUUUGAUCUUUUGUAUCCUCUGAUGGAUGGUUUUGAACCCUACCACUUCUCAUUCCAAUAGUUUCAAAAUUAUCUUUAAUUAAUCAAAAUGCAAGCUAUAAUAAACCCAAAAAACAAGAAUAAUAACCCAAGAGGUUUUCAAAGAAACCAAAUGCAAACUUGCAACCUUUUGUCGAUCGCAAGGUGUUUCAAUGGAUGUCGAGAUCAUACUCAAGUGUCGGGGUUUGGGACAAGGGUUUGGAACCUUAGUGAUAGACCCGUUGAGCUACAAAUAAGGGUGGGAUCGAUUUUGAAAAAAGUUCAUACGCUUAAGCCUGGUUCGUCAAAGAGGUUAAAAAGCAAGAAGAUUUAUAAGGCUUAUGUUCCUGGUGGUGGCAAUCAUAGCAAAAAUGGCAAAAAUAAUUGCAGUGGUGGUGGAGAUAGGAGUUUCUUGUAUUACUAUGACGAAACAUGUCAUCCAUACAUUUGGAUACAUGACACUUCAGGUGACUUUUCAAGAAUGGUGAGACAACAAUACAUUAGUCUUGAAGAUCUAAGAGAUUGUUGUGAGAUCAAGAUCUUUAGGGAUCAUCUAAAAGGCUCCAUAUCUAUAAGAAAGAAGCCUAGACCCGACUUUUGCUGAUUUCUAUUUUUUGUUGUUUGUACUUUUUCUUUCUUUUAUUUUAGUACGAUAUGAAUAUGAAUGAAGAUAUAUUCUUGUUAAAUGUGUUCGAUCAUCAAAAGUUGUCUCGUUUGAUCGAUCAUGAAUUGCUAGUAAGUUUAUUGUAUGCUUUUUCUUUUA